CGCAAAGUUUUACAUGUGAAUCCUGUAAACAGAACAGGAGCAUAUGUGAAAAACAACUGUUUCAACGCAAUCAAACCUAAAUUGCAGCUUUUAUGGCUUUUAUGGGAUCAAAUUUACCCACUGAGGUUGGUUUGCGGUUGCUUCUUGUCCCUCUUGAUUCCAACAUUGUAAUCCGCACAGCAUGCUGUUCUGUGGGAGUUGGUUUACCAAUUUACUCUACAUUUAAAGCAAUAGAGACAAAGGAUCAAAAUGAGCAACAAAAGUGGCUUUUAUACUGGGCAGUGUAUGGAUCAUUUAGUGUUGGAGAAAUAUUUGCUGACAAAUUUAUCUCCUGGUUUCCACUUUACUAUCACAUGAAGCUUGCAUUCCUUGUUUGGCUUCAGCUUCCAACCACAAAUGGGGCUAAGCAGUUAUACACAAAUCAUCUACGUCCUUUCUUUUUGAGGCACCAAGCUAGGCUUGAUCACAUUGCAGGGUUGUUUUACAGUGAAGCGGGUAAAUUCAUUAGUGCUCACCAAGGUGAAUUUCAAUUUAUGAAGACAAUCAUGAUGAAGCUAUAUAUGUCAGUUAAGCAAUUAGUCAAUGGUAGUGAUCAACCUGCCAUGACACAAGAAAGAAGAGCAAUCACAGGCCCGAGAGAACAUUCUGCGAGCUCUGAUUCUGAGGAUGGUCGUCAUGAUGAUAAUCACGACGAUGAUGACUAUGUAUCUGUUUCUGCAGCCUCUUAAGUAUCUGCCUCCUUAAACAACCUUGUGUAUAUCUUGCUCGAAUCUUUUCCUGUCUCAUAUAUUGCAACUUUUGUAAUCUGGCUGCGCGUAUAAGAGCCAUGGGUCAACUGAAAGAACUUUUAACCACAUGGACUUAUGAAUCUACAAAGAUGCAUAUGCUUUUAUAGGACUGGUGGAAGAUUGUAAUUCUUAUGUAAAUUAGUUUCUAGUAUGUCGCAUUGUUCACUUGACUUCA
Messenger RNA from Erigeron canadensis, 963 nucleotides. RefSeq names its product HVA22-like protein k. The record is from RefSeq and is a predicted model, not a curated record. The transcript is spliced from 9 exons. Bases 93 to 728 code for a protein of 211 amino acids. Lineage: Eukaryota; Viridiplantae; Streptophyta; Magnoliopsida; Asterales; Asteraceae.